CCGCCUCCACUCCCGCUCCCACGCGGCCAGGAGCACUACCAGAAUAGGCCGCUCGCUGUACCUGCACCGGGCAAGCGAAGCGAGCGAGAGGCAUCGCUGCUUGUUCCUUGCUUCCUCCUCACGUGCCUUGGCCUCUCCGCUUCCCCCGCCCCGUUCCCCACCGAGCAAGAAGGGGAGGCGAUGCAGCAGGAGCCGGGACGGGCUGGGGCUGAUCCCGCCGGGGCGGGCCCUGCGCCCACCACCGUCGACGAGGCGUCCAUGGAGCGCAGCAAGAGUUUCGUCAAGGCGCUCCAGGAGCUCAAGAACUUGCGGCCGCAACUCUACUCGGCCUCGGAGUACUGCGAGAAGUCGUACCUCCACAGCGAGCAGAAGCAAGUGGUGCUGGACAACUUGAAAGAUUAUGCUGUCAGGGCCAUGGUCAAUGCUGUCGACCACCUCGGCACAGUCGCCUACAAAUUGACAGACCUGUAUGAACAGCAGGUUUCAGAAGUCUCAACCCUCGAGUUGAAAGUAGCAUGCUUGAACCAGCAAGUCCUCACCUGCCAAACUUACACGGAUAAAGAAGGCCUUAGGCAACAGCAGAUGACAGGGGCUGCCAGAAGACACCACAAACAUUACAUCAUACCAUAUGCUGGAAAUAAAAGAAUGCAGGCUUUUUCUGAGAUGCAAUUCGACGCUGAUUUUGACUCAACACCUAGACCUUAUUCUUCCGCGAAGACCCUUCAGUGGCAUUUGGUUUCAGAGAAGAACUCCAAAACCAAUAGACCACAUCAGCCUGAAUUCACCCUAGGAGAAACAAAAGCUACUAAGCCUUCAUCAAGUGGUUUUCGCCUUCUCGGUAAGGAAUCACCUGCAUAUCCCUUGCCAAAGCAUCUGCAGUCCAACAUGACCAGCUCGGAUAUUGUUAAUGUUGGAAUGAAGGAUCAGCUCGCUACCAGGCAUUUGUCAUCAUUUAGUUCUUUUGACAACCCUAGAGGACGUCAAAUUCAGAAGGCUCCACUCAGCACAAAAAGUAUGCUAGCUGCUUUCUUUGUCAAGCACAGAUCGGGAAAGAUGAAAAAUGUCUCUGUUCGUUGAUCGACUGCAAGCCUGCAGUUUGCUCCAGACAUAUCAUUGUCAAAGUGUUAAGUACAUGGAACAAACUCUGUAUACAUGUACAUUUUAUUUGUAUCUUGUAUAUUUGUAGCCUAGAGAUAAACCUUUUCUGAUUCUGAUACCCUUUUCAUAUGAGUCUAAUAUCAUCUUGCUGAUGACCUAAAUGUAAUGAUUUAUACAGAUAUACAAUAAUAAUUUUUUACA
Messenger RNA from Phragmites australis (common reed), 1299 nucleotides. Its product is annotated as probable protein ABIL1. The transcript is spliced from 9 exons. The record is from RefSeq and is a predicted model, not a curated record. Lineage: Eukaryota; Viridiplantae; Streptophyta; Magnoliopsida; Poales; Poaceae. The coding region runs from base 181 to 1077 and encodes 298 amino acids.